AUGUUUUCUGUUGUGGGGACCGCCAAAAGUGGCGGCGACGGCGCAAAUAUCAAAAAUAACAACGACAAUCCAUUCGAGCGCCUGCAGCCGCCGUUGCGUAGCGAGGAGGACGAAAUCCGAAAAGGCAUUUUUGGUCAGGCGCUGCGGCUGCUGCACACCGCCACAGAUGAGGAUAAGUUACGCUGGCGACUUGCCAUCGAGGAGGCCAUUGCCGCACGACAGUCCAUAUCGCGUAUGAAUAAAAAGACGGCCGUGUCGGAGGGGGUCGCUGAUGUGACUCCGCUCGUCGGAUUUGCCGCAGUGAAACGUCCCCGUGACGAUGGCAAAGGGGAGGAAGAAGAAAAGGAAACAGGGACGGAGGAGAAUGGGGGAGGCGGGGAUGGAGAUCAACGCCCAGUUGUUGCGGCCGCCAAGGAUAGUUUUGGCUUUCGCACCGGUGCCGAAGAUACACCGAUGAAAGACACAGAAUUUAUUGCAGCAUAUCUUCGCACGUUGCUUGAUAAAGUUGUGGGUUUAAGUCUUCUUGAGCUCCAUGUUGACGCUCUACGGGUCUUGUGUAUCAUUUUGAGUAUUCCGCUUCCCAAGAGCCGCAGCAAAAUGACGCUCUACAGCACUCUUGCCAGCUUUCACUACACGCAUUGUGAGAAACUUGGCAAACGUGUCUCGAGCUCCCACAAUGUGCAGGCACAGCUGAAGCGCGACGAACAGAUGAUUCAAAAAUUGUUUCCAGCGGGUUCCACAUCCCAGACAAAUUCAGGUAUGGGAAGAAACAGAGCAGCAGGGGCAACAACAACAACAACUGCAUCGCGACCAUCAGGCAUCACCAAAACUGUUAAUUCUACCACUCUCAGCAAACACAGCAACAGCAGUUGUACCGAUAAAAGUGCUAGUAAUGGCAGUGCCAACCACAAGAAGGGCACUCGGUCCAUGCUAACUGCUGUGGACAGCAAUGUUUCCCCUCUAGAUGACACUCCACGGAGUCGCAGAAGGAAGCUUGUUUCCGAUACCGGGGCGAAACCACAAACCAAAUCUCCCUUGGAGAGGGAUGCGAAGGACACACCAGCGGGGGUGGAGGGAGAGUCAGAGUUGGAGGUACGGCACACGGGCAAAGUCUUUGCAGACGCCCCUGUCUUCCGCCAGGCGAUGGCGGUAUCACGGAAUAAUGAGGAAGAGGAAGAAGAGGAGGAAUGGACAAUGGCGCAACUGGAGAAAAAAGUGGCGUCGGUGGUUCAGUUAUAUGACCCUGUGACGUCUGCGGUGGUGGUGAAAAAAUUAGCUCAGAUGGGAUAUCGCAAAGCAUGCGCCAUGGAGAAAGUAGAGGCAAUCCUACGCAGUUUCCAUCAGCGUGAACUUGUUUUCUACGACAACGGCAUUGCGUAUCUCCUUUAG
This is a messenger RNA of Trypanosoma cruzi, 1389 nucleotides long. RefSeq lists its product as uncharacterized. Lineage: Eukaryota; Euglenozoa; Kinetoplastea; Trypanosomatida; Trypanosomatidae. The transcript has a single exon. The coding region runs from base 1 to 1389 and encodes 462 amino acids. The record is from RefSeq and is a predicted model, not a curated record.